AAUUCAAAGCAAACUUCACGCCCGCGCUUCCUGCUUCUAGUUUUCUUCAUACUGCAAACGCGUCACAGAAAAAUGGAGGGAAGAGAUUCAAGCUCAAAACCCUGUGACCUGCUCAAGAAAAUCAGAGGGUUCACUAGAUCUCUUCUUUCAGAUAUUUGCAGAGGGAAAUCCCCAUUGAUUGCCCUAGAUCGCUACCGUAACUACUGCACGGAUCCUUCUGGAAAAUGCUGUUGCAGCUCUGAUUUGCACAAGGGAAAGGAGAUAAUCUCGCUUCAACGGGAAUGCCAUGUGUAUCGACUGGAUGUCUUGCUAAGGGUGCUACACAUUGUUCAACAACUGCUGCAAGAAAACAAGCAUGGAUCAAAGAGAGAUAUAUACUACAUGCAUCCAUCUAUAUUUUCAGAACAGUCAGUUGUAGAUCGGGCAAUCAAUGAUAUAUGCAUCCUUUUAAAAUGCAGUCGUCAUAACCUGAAUGUUGUCUCUGUUGGAAAAGGGUUGGUGAUGGGAUGGUUAAGAUUUAUUGAGGGAAGAAGGAAAUUUGAUUGCAUAAAGAGUCCCUGCACUGUAAGAACACAUAAUGGCAACCCAACUUAUAUAAGCAUCCAUAUGAAACUAUCCCACUGUGAUCCACAAAAAAUGUUCCCUUUGCAGGUCCAUCCUGUUCCUGUACAUGUAGAAGAAGUGACAGGCAUAAUGAGCAUUGCCGAGUAUAUCCUAGUAGUUGAAAAAGAAACAGUGUUCCAAAGGUUAGCGAAUGACAGGUUUUGUAGCACAAACCGUUGUAUCAUCAUCACGGGAAGAGGAUAUCCUGAUGUUCCCACAAGAAGGUUUUUACGUCUUCUUGUUGAAAAAUUGUGUCUGCCUGCCUACUGUUUGGUUGAUUGUGAUCCUUAUGGUUUUGACAUCUUGACAACUUACCGAUUUGGUUCUAUGCAAAUGGCAUAUGAUGCAAAAUUCAUGCGUGUAACUGAGUUGCGCUGGCUAGGAGCUUUUCCUUCAGAUUCAAAGAAAUAUUGCCUUCCAGAACAGUGUCUUCUUCCUUUGACAACAGAAGAUAAGAGGAGAGCUGAAGGGUUGUUACAGAGAUGCUACUUGCAACGAGAAGAACCAGAGUGGAGGUUGGAACUAGAGAUGAUGCUUGAAGGAGGAGUAAAAUUUGAAAUUGAAGCAUUGUCAGUAUCCUCUAUUUCCUUCUUGUCGGAGAAAUACAUACCAUCAAAAAUUCAAGGUCAAUUGUAUAUCUGAAUGUAGCAGUACUUUUUUUGCCUUUUGCCAAUAAGAAAUAAACUACAGAACCAUUGCAACAUACGAAAAACAAUCAAUUUGCAAAAUAUCAGAUUAUUGAAAUUCAAUCACAAAGUAUUUGUAUCUUUCAUUAUAUGGUAAAUGAGUUAUUUCUUCACAACACAGGAUCCCGGAAAUUGGCUUUCAGAUACUUCACCAUCCAUUACACAAUUUUGCAGUCCUAAACUCUUCAAGAAGGCGUGAAUCAACUCCCUGUCUGAGAUGAUUGUGCAAGCUCUAAAUCAGAUACGGUCAAUGUCCCA
Messenger RNA from Telopea speciosissima, 1547 nucleotides. RefSeq names its product meiotic recombination protein SPO11-1. Gene Ontology annotation, molecular function: DNA topoisomerase type II (double strand cut, ATP-hydrolyzing) activity; ATP binding; DNA binding. The record is from RefSeq and is a predicted model, not a curated record. Bases 73 to 1245 code for a protein of 390 amino acids. Gene Ontology annotation, biological process: meiotic DNA double-strand break formation; reciprocal meiotic recombination; meiotic DNA double-strand break processing. NCBI's taxonomy places the organism in Eukaryota, Viridiplantae, Streptophyta, Magnoliopsida, Proteales, Proteaceae. The transcript has 14 exons. Gene Ontology annotation, cellular component: nuclear chromosome.